Molecule: messenger RNA, 1334 nt
Organism: Triticum urartu
Lineage: Eukaryota; Viridiplantae; Streptophyta; Magnoliopsida; Poales; Poaceae
Product: epidermis-specific secreted glycoprotein EP1-like
Source: RefSeq, a predicted model, not a curated record
UUCUUUUCCCAUCCAAUGUGCGUGCCAAUUCUGCACCACACACCAAUCGCUUGCAUAAAAGCACGCUCCGUCGAUCCAGUCCCAUACCACAUCACGAUAUUCACAAUCCACCAAGUCACAGCCCAUGAUCAUGGUGCACCGUGCUACGAUCAUCGCGCUCGUUGCGCUGAUCUGCUGCCUCCUGGCCGGCGGCGGGGCGCGCGCGCAGCCGUUCGACUACCCGGCGGCGGGGCUCUCCACGACCUGGGCCAACACGGAGGCCGCCCUGCCGCACCACGUCGUCUACACCGACGGCUCCGUGGCGCGCGCCGCCCUGCUGCGUCUCAACCCGGCCGGCCUCGGCCCCUCCUACGCCUUCGGCUUCUUCUGCACCGCCAGUCAACCACGCGGCAACGGCCCCGCGGCCCCGUGCACGGAGUUCCUUCUCGGCGUCGCCGUCGUGUACUGCAACAGCGGCGCGGGCAUGACGUUCGUCACGGCCGGCGUCCCGCAGGUCGUCUGGUCGGCCAACCGCGGCAGCCCCGUCCGGGAGGGCGCCGCGGCCGAGCUCACGCCGGAGGGCGACCUCGUGCUCAGGUCCAGUAACGGCGCGGUCGUGUGGUCGGCCGGCACCAAGGGCCGGUCCGUCGCCGGGGCGCGCAUCGGCAGCGACGGCAACCUGGUGCUGUUCGACGGGCGCAACGCCACGGUGUGGCAGUCGUUCGACCACCCCACGAACGCGCUCCUCGUCGGGCAGUCGCUGAAGCACGGGGCGCGGCUCACCGCCAACGCGUCGACCGCGGACUGGCGCGAUGGCAGGCUCUACCUCGCCGUCGACGACGAUGGACUGAAUGCCUACGUCAACGCCACGCCGCCGCAGCGCUACUACCACCUCGGCCUCAGCGAGACCGCACCCGGCGCCUACGCGACGUACACCAACGGCAGUCUCACGGUUUCCGCUCGUCCUGGUGCGCCACCGCUGGCCGCCAUCCAGCUGCCCACCGUCGGGGCAGGCACGGUGCAGUACAUGCGGCUGGAGCACGACGGCCACCUCCGGAUCUACGAGUGGCGCUCGGGCUGGGCGCCGGUGUACGACGUGCUCAAGUUCUGCGACAUGUAUGUACAAAUUCCAUUAUAGAAAAAAAUGGACAUAAAUCUUGUCUCCAUUCUCUCUGUAUUGAUCACCUCAUGCCAGAUGGAUGGUGACUUAGCUUGUGCCGAACCCAAUAAUGUCUAUAAUCCUAGAAACACCUCUAAAACUAUGUUGGUUUCUGCCUUGGCUUAAUAAAGUUGGGGCCGAGGAAACCCCUAUGUUUAAAAAAAAACACCUCUAAAACUAUGACGUUAUACUAUUG